AUGGCGGACAUGACCAAUAGCGUGAUCGUGGCCUCCUGCAAGGCCAAUGGGGGCUACGCCGCGCCGCACCUCAACGACCAGCUCUUUCUUCACUGCCGUGGUUUCACUGCGAUCCAGAACCUGGAGCCGUACACGGACUUGAAGGUGCUGUGGCUGGAGCAGAACGCGCUUUCUGAGCUUAGCGGCCUAACGAGUCAAAAAGACAGCCUUGUCUCGCUCUUCGUGCAGAACAACUUCAUCCGGUCACUCUCUUCAUUGACGACAACUCUCCACGGACUGCGCGUCCUGAACGUGUCGCACAACUACUUGACUUCUCUGCGCGGCAUUGCUGCGGGAUGUCCGUCGCUGGAGACCCUGCAGGCGUCCCAUAACCAACUCACCUCUCUCGAAGUCUGCGAGGAGCUCUGGCAGUUGGCUGGUAGCCUCACCAGCGUCGACUUGUCUUUUAACCGCAUCGAGGCUUCCCGCGAGCCGGCCGGCAGUGCCACCGCAAACCCUGUCACUACCGUCGCCACGACAACAGCGAGAGAGUUAGAAGACACUGCAGCCGCUGAUGAUGUUCGCAUCGUCGACGCUGCAGACACCGGCGCCGUCUUAUCCGCCGCUAUGCCGCCCACGGUGGUUGCGCUGCCUAAGCCGGACCCGCUUGCCAUCGCGCAGUUCUUUCAGCACCUCCCACUGGUCAGCGUCAUCUAUCUCCAAGGCAACGGACUGUCCCACCGCUUGCGUCACUAUCGGCGCAACAUGAUCCUACAUCUGCCUGCCCUCACCUACCUCGAUGAGCGCCCCGUGUUCCCAGAGGAGCGUCGUGUGGUGGAGGCGUGGGGACGCUGCGGGGACGCGGGCGAGGCGUCCGAGCGUGCCGCGAUCCGCGAAGAGAAGCGUGCACAUCUCACCCAGUGCGUGACGCUGCUGACGGAGCAGCGUGAGGAGCAGCGGGUCGUGCGGGAUCGUCUGACACAGCAGUUGGACCUGCGCUGCGCACAGGAGCUAGAGGAGCUGAAACAGCGGCGACGCCGCGACCGCGACAACCGCGUCGCCAUAGACGCUGAGGAAGGUGUUGCCCGUGAUGCUUUGGAGAAGGCAGAGCAGGAGGCUCGUUGGGAUACCGAGGAGUUCUUCCAGGAGGCUCACAAGCUGCUGUCAGUGACCGAGACGGCGCACCGCCGCGCCCACGAGCAGCGCGUGGCUGUGGCAGCAGCUGUUCAGGCGGCGGCGCAGGAGGCGGUAGCAGAGCGCAAGGCGGAGGAUGGUGCUGGCAGCGGCGAUGCUGAUAGCGACACUGCCGGUGUCUCCACGACUGCCGCCCUAAAGGUGCUCGAGAACGCGGCAUCGCACUCGUCUGGUGGGCUCUCCUUCACCUGCUGCAACAGCGAUGCCACCGACCCAAUUGCGAUGUCACCCGAGGCACCUCUCCCCCCACAGUUCGGCGCCCUUGCCGAGCUUCUGCGGUUGGAUGAUGACGUUUUGAAGGAGAUGGAGAUGGAAAUUGAGAACGUGCUUCAUGACAUCAGCUCCAGUGCACUCCUCGCCAAGCCCAUAUCGGCCCCCCAGGAUGCUGGGUCAGCGGAGCUAAGCGAUAGCCCCGCCAUAUUCUCAAGUCGCCAGGUGACGGACCGCACCACGUUACGGAUGGAGAAGAAUGUGCGCGCUGCGGUAGGUCGCGUGUCGAACCAGCUACGGGCACAGCAGCAGCGUCGCAGCUCUAGGAUGCAGCAGGAGACGUGGGAACGCUUUGAGGAGUGGAAGGCGCGCCGGACCUCUCAGCAGUGGAAGUCGUAA
Messenger RNA from Leishmania braziliensis MHOM/BR/75/M2904, 1782 nucleotides. RefSeq lists its product as hypothetical. The coding region runs from base 1 to 1782 and encodes 593 amino acids. The transcript has a single exon. The record is from RefSeq and is a predicted model, not a curated record. NCBI's taxonomy places the organism in Eukaryota, Euglenozoa, Kinetoplastea, Trypanosomatida, Trypanosomatidae. Gene Ontology annotation, molecular function: protein binding.